UUCCAGUGUGAUUGAAAGUGCUUGGUGAAAUACCGGAGGAGCAGUGUUUUAUCGUAACGACAACUUUCUUUAGCGUCCAAUGACAGGGCGAUCGAUCCUGGUGCGAUCAUUCCAUUCCAGCUGACUCGAGUGGCGCCAACGAAACCGCAAACGACUUGUUCGAGUCCGUGGAAUCGCUGCCCUGCCGUGGUAAACAAACACAAAUAUCCAUCGAGGUAAUACGAUUCCCACCGGGGGGAAGAGUGUCGAUUCGCAAGCACGCGCCCGUUCCCAACGCGGUCGAGUGGUUUAUUUAGUUCCUUACACCGGUGUCUAUUGCACCUGUACCGGCGCCAGAAAGUGUAAUGCGAUUUUAAGUCAUCAACAACAGACUUCGCAGAACUGAGUGUGUGUUCGUUUUCAGGGGUGGUUGCUGAUCGUACAGUCGGUGGUAGGUAGUUUCGGUGAACCAGCUAUUGACCACGAUGUGGUUGGCACAGGUUUGCUGCGUGACGUUGGGACUACUGCUGGUUGGAUGUCUGGAAACGGUAGCGGCCAUUCCACCGAAAUCGGAACCCACGAUAUCGGAAUGUGCUGCAAAGGGUGGUGAAUGUGACGAAAGCAAGGGAAGGCCCGUGUGUGGAAGUGACAAUAAGACGUAUCCUACACGCUGUCAUCUCAUCCGUGCGCAGUGCAGUGGACAUCAGGUCGCCUUCAAGCAUCGCGGAUCAUGCAAAGACGUGUGCAUUGCCUCGCGGACUUAUGCACUCCAACAACGGGCCAACUCUCCGUACACGGUCAAGUACGUACCGAGAUGUCGCGAGGAUGGAACUUACGCACCGGUCCAGUGCAUCGAUGGUGGUGGCUGUUGGUGUGUUAACGGGCAGGGUAAGCAGCUGCCCAACACCAUGGUCCAGCACGGGAAACCGAUCUGUGUGAAGAAGGGCAAAUCGAACCAGCGCCGUUCGUCACCUCGCAAUCCAGUGCGAAACAAGCGCAGCUGCAGUGGACUAGAUCGAGCCGUUUUUAACACGAACCUGCUGAAGCUGUUCCAAAACGAGCAUGUCCGGGUACACCAGCACAACCUCACCGGUCCGAUCAACGAAAAGGUGGUGCUGGACUGGAAGUUUGCCGUGAUGGAUCUUAACGGCAACAAUCUGCUGGACAAGACGGAAUAUCGUACGAUGAAGCGACUAAUCAAGAAGGUCGUGAAACCGAAACGCUGUGGCAGAUCGUUCGGUAAGAACUGUGACGCAGACCAGGACGAACGACUAUCGCGUAAUGAAUGGUACAACUGUUUGGCCAAAGACGACGUUACACCUCACAACCCGUCGUCACAAUCACCAUCAUCAUCAAUCUCUAGUUCCUCUUCCGGUGGUUCUGCACACUAUACAGUCCCCCAUCUACAUCAUCAUCAACAUCAUAGCACUCUCGGUGGGCUGUCACGCGGCAUGGGCAACGGUGGCAUGGGUGGUGGGUCUAUCGGUGGUACGGUAGGCGGAGGCGGCGGAGGCGGCGGCGGCGGCGUCAACGGCGGCACCGGCGGUGGUGGUCACUUUCUGCGUGCCGACGACGACGACGACGACGAUUCACAGAAUAUCUCUAAUGAUUUCACUGACGAUGACGAUGACGAUCAUUCAGAGAAUGAGUACGAUUCGGACGAACUGCCCGACAGUGAUAAUGCACUACUGAACGGAUUGCAGUUGCCCGUUAAUGGAUUGCAGCCAUACCUGUUGCUGCAGGGCAAGACUAUGGUGGAUCCCAAGGGAGAGGAUGAUGCCAUCUUCAAGGAUAGUGAGGCGGACUCGGACUGUUUGAGUGAUCGCAAGUACGCUUUGGAUGAGCAGAAGUACGGCACCAAUGCGCUGUAUGUUCCGGAGUGUACACCAGACGGACGAUAUCAACGCGUACAGUGUUACCGCUCAACGGGGUAUUGCUGGUGCGUUAAUGAAGAUACGGGCAAAAACAUUCCGGGCACCUCGACGAAGGACGAGAAACCGGUCUGCGAUCAGUACGCAUCCUCUACGCGACCUAUGAAGGGAUGUCCCGAGGAAAAGAAGGUAGAAUUCCUGAAGGAUUUGAAGGCGUUCCUGAGCAAACAGGUGUCGACAUCGUUUGCCGGCAAAAUUAUACCCGUGUGGAACACCGAGGAGGAAAAGGUGGCCAUACUGAGCUUUGUGCUUUUGGACAAAAAUCAAAACAAACAACUGGAACGAAAGGAAUGGAAAGCUUUUCGUGAGCUAGUCACAGCCACAAGACAACUUCGAAAAUGUGGCAAAAAAAUGCCCCGCUAUUGUGAUGUGAACAGCGACCGAAAGAUUACACUCUCCGAAUGGAUGAGUUGCUUGGAUGGCAAACGGAACAGCUCAGUGGACGUGGCAGCGAUGAGUGCACCAUUGGUACAGGCUGAGCUGAAGUCUACCAGCAGCAGUAACAGUGGUGGUGGUGGUGGUGGUGGUGGAACCAGCCCUAGCUCGUCCUCCGCGACCAGCUCAAAGUUUAAGGGAAGAAAUCCGCUAGAGUUUGUGCUGAAGAGUGACUAGAUGCAGGCGGCGGAUCUUUCGGUCGAGUCGGCACGACGAACGCGGCAUCCAGAAAAGCGAGACUUAAAUCCUAAACGCAUCGAGUAGUGUCUGAUUUGUUUUUUCCCCGGCCAGGUUGCAGGAUGCCGUGCAUGCAAUUGCUCUGUGCCGAUGCCGACACCAUGGAGUGGUUCGUAUUUUGCUUAUUAUAGUGUGCCGUCUUGAUUCCACUCAGUAUUGCAUCGUGGUGGUGGCCGUUGUAAUGCUUCCCACGGAUUGUUAUACUAAUACCAUAUCCAGUGAUAGAGAAGCGAGCUUUCCUUGGGUUUGUUGGACAUCGGCGCUUACCGACGGCGGGGUUUGGUUGGAGAAAUGGUGCCUGUAGGCGGUGGAACAGUUUAGGGCGAGGAUCAGUAUUAGCAACCGAUGGCGUAAAGACCAACCCUGACAGGAUGCCGGUAACGAUGCCGGAGGUUACCGUGCCAGCUUCUUCAUCUUGUGCCCGGUGCUCAUCAGUGCCCGGUGGCGAUGGAGAGGUCGAGUUCGCCCCGGACAGAAACCGUUCCCAUCCACAAGUUUGCGGCUUUUUGUGCCUAAUGAAAUUGCUAAAAGUGCGUGUGAUAUAUGUUAUUCAUUUCUAAUGUGUUUAUAUUUAAGUCAACCCCUAACAAACCGAGUAGAAGAUAGGGUGGAAAAUAUUUUACCACAUAUCAGAGUAAUAUUCGAGCGCGGAAAGAUAAUAGCACAAACCAGAAGCAGCAGAAAAACAGAACGCUGGUUAAACAUAUUAUGAUUAGGUUUAAACUAAGUACAGAUUAAGGGAAAUAGUACGAUAUUUAACGCGCAGAAAAACAGGACUGGAACGAGAGUUUCUCGGGUAAAGGUCAAAUUCGUUAACAGCUACAAACUAUUUAUCCUGCGGGCUCCGUUUGCUACCCAUCAUAUCACAGCCAGGCACAACCAGCUUUCGAAGGAACUGUUUCAGUAUCUGCGUACUGGACGAGACGUUGUGGGCAAUAAGGAAUGAGAUUGUUUUUUUAUGCAAAAUAAUAAGUAUGGCUCCCGCAAGUCA
Molecule: messenger RNA, 3573 nt
Organism: Anopheles moucheti
Lineage: Eukaryota; Metazoa; Arthropoda; Insecta; Diptera; Culicidae
Gene: magu
Exons: 10
Coding region: 465-2522 (685 amino acids)
Molecular function (GO): calcium ion binding; protein binding
Source: RefSeq, a predicted model, not a curated record